This is a messenger RNA of Ceratosolen solmsi marchali, 2324 nucleotides long. RefSeq names its product acetylcholinesterase. The record is from RefSeq and is a predicted model, not a curated record. NCBI's taxonomy places the organism in Eukaryota, Metazoa, Arthropoda, Insecta, Hymenoptera, Agaonidae. The transcript is spliced from 6 exons. The coding region runs from base 138 to 2033 and encodes 631 amino acids.
CACUGGAGCGCACACGCACACGGGCAGUGAGUAAGAAGGAAAGGGAGAGCCGUCGCGAAGAGUCACGCGAGGCGGUGCGGAGAGCCAGUCGGUGCCGGGCAGCCGUCGCCGCUGAGCCACGCGACUUACUAAGGACAAUGGGUCGACACGGCGCACCACUGCUGUUACUGCUGCUGCUGCUACUGGUGGUGGUGAUACUGAUGGGACUCGGGGCCCGGGCCCAGCGAGGACACGCGCGCCAGGGUCCACCGGGAGUUCGCGAGCUUCCCACCGUUAGGAUACCGUCCCAAGGCAUCGUCGUUGGACGCGAGGUGCUUGUAACCAGAACACAAAGAGUUAUCCAGUAUCUGGGCAUUCCAUACGCGCAACCACCGACGAAGGAGUUGCGAUUCGCGGCCCCUGUAACUCGUCCACUACCCACAUGGUCCGGUCUCCGAAAUGCUUCAACUUUCGGGCCCUCUUGCCCCCAGUUGACUAACCGGCACAAGCUGCAUGAGAGGUUGUACUUACGACUCCUGCCCACCGAUCAAGCUAAUCCCAACUUUAACGAGGACUGCCUUUUUCUUAACAUCUACGUACCUGACAGUAAUCGACCACCCGAAGGAUGGCCAGUGAUGGUUUGGUUUCACGGCGGCGACUUUAAUACCGGCACACCAGCAAUUUGGGAUGCUUCCGUCUUCGUCACUAAGCAGAAGGUACUCGUAGUGACGAUCGCCUACCGUUUGAACAUUCUUGGCUUCUUCACGACAACGGACUCGGAGUCGCCGGGCAAUUAUGGAAUGCUAGAUCAAAUAGCGGCAUUAGAUUGGGUGAAGGACCACAUCGAACUGUUCGACGGCUCGUCGACAAACAUUAUUAUCUAUGGACACAGUGCCGGGGCCAUCAGCGUUGGCCUCCAUAUGAUGAGUCCCCUCAGUAAGGGCAAGUUUUCCAAGGCCAUUGCCAUGAGUGGUGAUCCCAUAAACUCGGUCAGGACGCCUCAAGAUGAGAUGCCCAUUGUCGAUCAGGUUGUUGAUAAAUUCGGCUGCUAUCGGAAGACUUCCGACUUGAUGCAAUGUCUGCGCAAUGUCGACAUCGACAUACUGAUCCGUGAGACGGCGGACAUCGAGACUUGGGGCCCAAUUGUCGACGCGGAGACGAACAACUCGACGGAGGGCGCAUUCUUGCCUAGACACCCUCGCGAAGUUGAGCUUGACGAUAUUUACGCGGUACCCUUUGUUACGGGUUUCACGAGCAACGAGCAGGCAUUGGCCUAUAUCGAGACUAUAGGCAGCGAGAACGUAGACGGUCGAUUACCUAUAAAUCAGUUCGAGAGAAUGAUUCGGGAGGAAAGCAACGCAGCUGUCAUAGCCCCUGACGAGAACAGCACGUGUGAGCUUAGGCCCGAGCUCGUUUCCGAGGCGGUACUCUUCUUUUACAGGCCUCAUCCACUGAGUCGCGACCAAAAGCUGCUAAGAGAUCGAUACCUUGAUCUGCAGACCGAGAAAAAUUACGCUGCGGGAUUGAUGCAGUUUGCGGCCAAGAUAUCUAGCCAUCCAUCCAGGGUACAGGCGUUUGUGUACAGGUUUGACUACCGUGCGCGCACCCAGGCGGUGACCCGUGACGUACCCGAAUGGGCCGGUGUGCCGCACAUGUUCGAGUUACCGUUUGUGUGGGGUCUCCCUUACGGCAUGAGCACGAAUAUUCAGUGGAACACCGCGGACAAGAAGAUGGCCGACACGAUGAUGGGUAUGUUGUCGGGAUUCGCGCGCACAGGCAACCCUUCGAUUGGUGGUAUUAAGUGGGAGCCCUAUAUGGAGCGGACUCCGGGUAUCCUAAUAAUUGAGCGCAACAUCGAUAUGAACGUCGCUGGGGCCGUGGAUUAUAAGGCGCUUGCAUUCUGGAAUGACUACUAUCCGAUUCUCCUUGAGGCUGCCACGAACAAUUGCUGCAACGUUACAAAUUCAGCCGGGGACUUUGAGUUCGGAGACAAAAUCAUUAUUGCGCUAUCGAUAGAUCUUCUGCGACGGCUGAUCGAACGACGCUUCGUAUGAGAGGCUGCUCAGGUCUAUUCUUGAUACAAUAAUCCAUACGCAUUGCUUUUCUUUAUCAUUGGUCCCCUUAAUGGAUCCAAGAAACAGAGUCAAUGGUAUGGAUAAUGACGCGACGAUUAUUAAGAGUCUGAUAUUGAGACUGUGGUAGGUUCAAAGCGAAUGGGGAAGUACGACAUCUACGAAGACGCUGUAGUCAUAUUAUCGCGUGACUUAUUAUAAUGACGUAUACCUACAUCAUUUAAAAACGUAUUAAGCGAGAUCAAUGAGCACAAGUGAUUUUCUAAUUAUUGU